AUGGAGCACAAGAACUACCGCUUCUGUAAGAAGCGCACCGUAGUGGAGACAGGAACAACCUAUUUCAGCUGCGUGAAGUUCCGGGCAGGCUGUCCAGUACGUCUUGUAGUCAAGAAGGGUGGCGCUAUCAUCGAAAGAAAUGCCCACUGCUGCGACCAAGACAUUUUAGAAGAGGUCGCAGACGUUCGCCGCGACAUGUCGUUGGAGUUCCAAGAUCGCGCCAUUAAGGAGUUCUCUGUUGCACCUGGUGUUCUGUGGCAGCGCGUCUUUGAUGAAUUCCGUGCCAAGCAUCACCCGUCCACUAUCUACGCUAUUGCGCGCCCGAAUGGUGUUACAAUCAUUAAAAACGUGCGCCAGGGUGCCACGGGUGGCGAUAUUUUCCGUGCAGUUGAGGCUACACCGGUGCGAAGCAUUAGCGACUCGGACCCGCGCCCGUUCCUACAAUUCAGCAUGGCUCACCCCACCACCACCGGCAUACAGCGCAUGCUGUGCUUUGGGCAUCCGGACUUACUGCGGAUUCUACGGUACCCGCAGCUGACCCUAUUUAUCGACGGUACCUUUUCCGUGGUACCAAAGGGUUUCUCGCAGUGCCUUAUUGCUAUGGUCUAUGAUCCCAGUGUCGACGUAUACGUGCCGCUACUCUACGUACUCGUCAAUUCGAAAAGCCAAGAAACGUAUUGGCGAGUACUAGAGCAGCUCAUCAUGGCGUCCGACCGCCUGCUGGAGCCUCGCGAUGUUACCUGUGACUUUGAGCUUGCGUUAAUUAACGCUGUGAUUGAGCAGUUUCCUACAGCCAACAUCGUUGGCUGCCUCUUCCACUGGAAGCAGGCUCUUCGUAGGAAGAUGAUAGAGCUGAAGAUUCCCAAGGAACAGAUCGCGGAUGCCAUGAAGUCUGGAAAGCUGGACGUGCUUACAGUCAUUCCUGCCGAAGAAGUGCUGGACAAGGGACUACGGUACGUUCGAAGCAUCAUCGACGAGACCGAGACGAAAACUAAAUGGACCGCUUUCUGGAAGUACUUUGUACGAACGUGGACGAAGAGGUUCGACAUGUCGCUGUGGAACGUGAGCCAGAUGCGGCGCAACAAUGUGAGCAUGACAAAUCGGACUAAUAACCCGCUGGAGAAGUACAAUCGCGAUUUUGCUGCUCGCAUUGGUGCGCCGCAUCCAAGUAUCCUCGUCUUCAUUGAAGCUGCAAAGAAAGAAGCUCAUUCCUACGUAAAGCUGCUGGACGACAUCAAGCAUGGUCGGCAGAGCGCUCCUGCUCACGCGCGAUCUGUGAAUGUUGAAGUUCCUGGGGAAUACACGGCGUUUGAGUAG
Phytophthora nicotianae INRA-310 is the source of this 1317-nucleotide messenger RNA. RefSeq lists its product as hypothetical. The transcript has 2 exons. The record is from RefSeq and is a predicted model, not a curated record. NCBI's taxonomy places the organism in Eukaryota, Oomycota, Peronosporomycetes, Peronosporales, Peronosporaceae. The coding region runs from base 1 to 1317 and encodes 438 amino acids.